AUGGAGAAGGGCAACCAACCACACCUGGACUUGGACAAACGGCUACAGCACCCACAUCUUCCAACUUCGGAAGGAUUCAAUUAUUUCAAGAAUAUGACAAUAAUGCAGAAGACUUUGAUUCGUAUCUGGACAGGUUUGAGUGCUAUUGUGAACUUAAUGGGGGCUCGACCUGUACCAUUUGCGCUAAAAAAGCGGGUUGAAGAUGAACUUCACAGACUAGAGAAUUUAAAUUUAAUAUCUAAAACUACCCAUUCAGAGUGGGCGACCCUGGUGAUUCCAGUCAUUAAACCGGAUGGUAACAUUAGGCUUGUAGCGGACUACAGGGUGACUGUAAAUAAACACAUUAUUCCUGAUGAACACCCGAUUCCGACAAUUGAAGAAAUUCUGAGCAAAGUUAGUGGUGCUAGAUACUUCUCUAAAUUUGAUAUUAGGGAAGCGUAUAUGCAUCUACCGGUAGACGAGGAAGCGUCAAAACUCAUGACUAUCAAUACGACAUUAGGCUUAUUCAAUGUAAAUAGGUUGAUGUAUGGUGUAAGCAGUGCACCGGCGAUAUGGCAACGUACCAUGGAGUCUAUUUUCAAUGGAAUUUCAGGAAUUCAGAUUUUUUAUGAUGACAUCAAGCUUUGUUCCCCUGAUAAGCAAACUCAUAUUCAGAACUUAGAGAAGUUUUUCACUAUUUGUAGAGAAAAUAAUAUUCGUCUCAAACGUGAGAAAUGUGAAUUUUUGACUGAUGAAAUAACGUACCUAGGGUAUAAGUUAGAUCGUGAAGGGAUCAAGAAGACUGAAGAGAAAAUUCAGGCUAUUGUGGACGCAAAACCUCCUACAAACCUCACAGAACUACGCUCUUUCAUAGGGUUUGUUUCGUAUUAUUCCCGCUUUAUUCCAAAAGCUGCUGACUUGAUGAGACCUCUUUAUGACUUAAUGAAGAAAAAUAAGACAUUUCAAUGGACUCAAAAUGCAGAUACUGCGUUCAACGCGAUCAAAAAGGAAAUAGUCUCUGAUAGAGUUCUCGAUUAUUAUGAUCCUGCUAAACCUUUGAUUGUAGCAACUGAUGCUAGUCCCUAUGGAAUAGGAGGAGUUCUGUCCCAUCAAUAUCCGGAUGGGUCGGAAAGACCAGUGAUAUUUGUUAGUCGGAGUCUUACACCUAGCGAAAUGAGAUAUUCACAGAUAGAUCGUGAAGCCCUUGCAAUUGUAUGGGUCGUUAAGAAAUUGUUUAACUACAUUUAUGGCAGACAUUUUAUACUCUACAGUGACCAUAAACCUUUGGCUUCAAUCUUUAACGCUGAAAAGGGAGCACCCUCACUUAGCACUACACGACUUCUUCAUUAUUCGAUCUUCCUCCAAGGUUUCGACUAUGAAAUUAGGUACAAAAAGCACGACCAACACUUCAAUGCUGAUUUUUGCUCCAGAUUUUUGAUUAAAUCUAACAAAAAGACUACUGACGCGGCAGAAAUUUUCCAACUUGAACAAUUAAAUAUUCUACCAGUUACGGCAGAGCAAAUUGCAAAUGAAACUGAUGAAGACACUUAUUUAUCUCAGCUUAAAAGGUCUAUUCAAGAAGGAAGUAGGCAGGUUCAACAAGACAGAUUGGGGGAGUGGACGAUUCAAGAUGGCUGUAUCAUGAAAGGGAUCCGAGUAGUAAUCCCCAGGAAACUUCAGACAAAAAUACUUCAAGAACUCCAUGAAGGUCAUUUUGGAAUGGUUAAGAUGAAAACCCUAGCAAGGUCACAUGUUUACUGGGAAGGGAUUGACCGAGAUAUAGAGGAAUAUGUCAGGCAUUGUGAAGCAUGUCAAAAACAAAGUCCUAUGCCAAAGAAAGAGAAAAUGCAUGCAUGGGAGUAUCCAAGUGGACCGUGGCAACGAGUUCACAUAGAUUACGCAGGGGUUUCACCCGCCCAGCUCAUGCUGAAUCGAGAAUUAAUCACGUCAAUUGAUCUGGUAAAAUCGAACACAGUUCUACAAAAUGUGAUCAAAAACCAAGCUAGAAUGAUGAGUUACGACGCAGGUAAAUCUACAGACCUUGCAAUCGGAAGCAACGUAAUCUACAAAAAUUUUUCGAGAACAGGGGAGAAAUGGCACCAAGGGACCAUCCUUAAGAGGAAUGGGAAUGUCAUGUAUGAUAUCAGGUGUUUUCUCUCUUUCAAAAUACAAUUUUAUUCUACCACUGAUGAUGCGUCUCUUUUCAACUCCCUGAUGCGACAAGCAAAACCCCUCCGAGGAAAGAGAAGAGUCCUUCUCCUCUUGUUAGUGAUAGGUAUCAAACAAGAUCAGGUAGAUUUGUAA
Messenger RNA from Macrosteles quadrilineatus (aster leafhopper), 2283 nucleotides. RefSeq lists its product as uncharacterized. Bases 1 to 2283 code for a protein of 760 amino acids. The record is from RefSeq and is a predicted model, not a curated record. The transcript is spliced from 4 exons. NCBI's taxonomy places the organism in Eukaryota, Metazoa, Arthropoda, Insecta, Hemiptera, Cicadellidae.